CCCGCCUCCUCCCCACCCGAUUGGCUGCCUUGGUUAUCUUCGGAGUUCGGAUUUAGAACCUUGGAGUUAAGAGGCAGAUGAAGCCGAUUGGCUGAGAUGCAGGUUGCCUGCGCUCAUCAAUGGACAAAGGAAUCUUCGCCGCGUGAGCCUGCGAAUGACGGGAAUCGGCUUGGGGAGAGGCAAAGCGAGAGCAGGGGAACCGCCCGCCCUGGCGGGUCUCCAGGAGCCUUCGAGAGACCCGUGGCCUCAAGGACGACAGCAGCCGCCAGGUCUGUGACUUACCUGUCCGAGGAGCCCGAAUCCACUCAGGUCUGGGCAUCGGCCUCGAUCUGUUGCUGUAAAAUGCCAGAUUCCCCCGAGUGGGGGAAGGGACGUGGUUCCUCGCUCCGCUGGAGAGGGAACAAUCCUUGCCAGUAUCUCGGGGCAGCACAAACCAGAAUAAUUUUUUGCUGGGCUCCUUUUUGUUCCCUUGACAUCAUGCUUUUGCUCGAAGAAGUUCAGAACGACUCCGUGGGGAAGGUUAGAUGGACAGUGUAACUUGCCCUAGAUCUCCCAGGGCCCCGCGUGAAUUAUUAUUUGGGGAUAAUAAUACUGUAAUGCAAACGAGCUGAGGGGUGCAUACUUGGGAGUUAUCCUCCCAACAUCCCGGUAAGGUAGAGUAGGCUGAGACCCUGGCCCGUUGUCACGCAGUUAUCUCCAUGCUGAGCACGGAGACUUAAUUCUGCGUCUCCCCGUGGUUCAAGUCAACAUCAGCUCUCUCUUUCCAUCCAGUCCCAAUAUCGGUUCCUGCACAGCAACCGGGCUGAGGGACAAAUAUGCAUGCUGCGUAUGUAUAAUGCCAUUUUCGGAGCAAUAUAAAAGUGCACCCUUAGCUCCCGGGAACUGACGUAUUGGCUCGUCUCUUCGGCUCCCGCGUGCCCAUCUCAUGGCUUGGACACCAUGAUUCAUUGGGAUCAUCUGGCGAGCUGGCAAGCGAGGCUCCAGCUGUGAGGAGAGGACACUGCCGGGUUAGCUUGCAUCGUCUAAGCUUUCCAGAGUUAACCUGUAGCUCAUAUUUGGGCAAGAGGGUCAUCAGGCUCUCUUUGGGAAUUAACUGCUGUCCCUAGGCUUUCUCUACCAUAAGAGACAUCAAAGAGGCUGCUAGAAGACAAAUGCCAGCCCUUCCGCUUGAGUGCAAGAAUGUGACCCAUAUGGCCCCACCCUGGCACUCGUCCCAGCUUCUGUGGAAUUUCAGUGCAUGCAAACCGGCUUUUAGCCUGGAGCUGUUUUUUGGUAUGUAGCUCCUCCCAACUUUAGCACACCUGUACUGAGCAAGCAGAGGCCUGGCUUAAUACUCUGCUGCCAGAGAAUUAAACCACCAUCUGGAUGGUGUUGAGGGAGCUCAGAGGCUUGCUUAGGAAAAUGGAGGUGCUCUCUUUCUGAUGGCCUACACAUCCCCAAGGGCCAGGAGUCAGCUGCAGAAUAGGAAUCCCAAUUCCUUCUGUAGGAAGUGGUGGCAGACAAGUUGGGUUGGCAAAAAGGAUGGAUGCCUUGAGGCAUGGCUGUGGAAAGGUUGUGUCUUACACAUCUGCUCCCAGCUAGGCAGGCAUAGGUGAAGUUGAGGGCAGCAGGGGAAUAGCAAUGGCUGGCAGGAUUAGUCAUUCUGCUGUUUCACCCUAUUUCCUCUCUCUUUCACAGAACCACCUUCAGCUACGGAGUGGAGGGACCCUAGCAUCAUGGGUACCCCAGCCUCUAUUGCCUGUGACUUGCCACAGCAUCAGACCCCCAAAGCCUGCACUCGCAAGAGAGCAUCUGCCAACAUCUUUCAGGGGGUGGGGCUGUUGCAGUUGCGCCGCCUCUUCCACAGCAGUGGGGAUGCCCAAGCCGAGGAGAGGGCCCAGCUGGUCUGGGAAUGUGCAGGGAGCCGUUGCAUUGCUCACGCCUUGCAACAGCUCCGAAGGAGGCAGAGAAAGCUGAGGCUGAGAUCACACCUGAGACCUCCUUCAGAAAUGAGUGGUGCCACCAGACUCCUAGAGCUUCAACACUUCAGCCGCUUACGGUAUGGUCUCCAUGUUCAUGCCACCCUGCUUCUACAGCUCUUGCAUUCACCAUCUAACAAUAAAGCCACAAAGAUCCCCUCUCCUCUGCUGUUUCUGCAACAGCAGGUUGUAGGCCAGCAAUGGCCCUUCAAAUCUCAUUGGACUCUUAAUUUCUAUUUGUCUUAGCUAGCAUGGCCAAUGAUAAGAGAUAACGGGUGUUCUUCAGCAACAUCUGGAGGACUUCAGGUUCUCAACUCCUGGAGUAAGCAGAUCUCUACCUAAAACCAGUAACUUCCUACCUACCCACCUUUACAGAUCUAUUCUAUAAAUUGCUGGUUUGCAUACUUUUGACCAGCUGCUGUACCUCAAGUCAGGUCACGUUCACACCAUAAAGCCCUAUGGUACUAGUUUAAACCCUAUGGUACUACUUUAAACAGUGGAAGAAGAUUGGAAGAAAUUCAAAGAUUAUCUACAGAAAUAUUGUAAAAUUAAUGAAUGUUAGAAUGAUGUUGGAUAGUAAUUAAGUGGUUUCCAGCUGUAAUGCUUUAAGGGAAUAUGAAAAAGGGGUUAUAAAUAGGUAAAAAUUUAAUAUUAUUACUUUUAAAGGAUUUGCUGAACCAACAGAUUGAAGUGGAAUACAAAAAAGGGAGGUAUGAGGAGGUCCGGGAAAUAAGUCAAAGGAAAAUAAGUAAUGGAAAAUCUGUGUGUUUUUAACUAUUUUUAUUUUGUAUUUUUGUCAUAUAUAUUUUUUUCAUUUUUAUUGUAACAUUUAAAAAAAAUCUUGAUAAAUAUCUUAUAAAAAAAAUAAAAUAAACAGUCAUGGCUUCCGCCAAAGAAUUCUGGGAGUUGUAGUUUAAGGAUGCUGAGAGUUGUUAGAGGUCCCUGUUCCCUUUACAGAACUAUAGUUUUCAGGAGUUCCCUGUGACAAGGGAUUGUUGUUAAACUGCUCUGGGGGGAACACAGGGACUUCCUUACAACUCUCAGCAUCCUUAGUAAAGUGCAGUUUGGGGGGAAGACAUGACUUUACAUUUAAAGCACUAAGAUUCCAUUUUAUAGUGUGCAUAUGCAGCCUCAGCCUCAGAGCUCCUGCUAACCAACUGGUGUUACCUGCUCCUAAUGCUGUUGUGCAGAUGUAUAAUAAUUAUGGCCAUAUGUCAUCAACAGUGGUCUCUUAAUAAAGCCACGGCUUAGAGCAUCCUUUGCUUAAAACUGUGUUCAUUGGUUAUAUUGCAGUGUGUUCAGAACUGGAGCAAAUGUGCUUUGUAUUGUACUCAGGCAUAGCAUGUAAACAGAAUCUGCUGACAGGUACAGAGUUUAGCCUCUUACCAACCUCAGCUUUCAGCUUAUGUAAGUUGUAGCUGUUACAGCUGAAAAUAUAGAUGCAAAGGUAUGUGGGUAAUGUGCAGUUUCAGAAACCAGAGGGGCAAAGCUUUCUCUAGUUCAUGCCCUCUACUCAUCAGUAACAGAAGCAGAAUUUAUGUACAGUGGUGCCCCACAAGACGAAUGCCUCGCAAGACGGAAAACCCGCUGGACGAAAGGGUUUUCCGUUUUUCAAUGCGCUUCGCAGGACGAAUUUCCCUAUGGGCUUGCUUCGCAAGACGAAAAUGUCUUGCGAGUCUUGAGAUUUUUUUUCGCUCCCCCCCCUUUUUCUAAGCCGCUAAGCCUUUAAUAGCCGCUAAGCCGCUAAUAGCGCUAAGCCGCUAAUAGGGUUGCUUCGCAAGACGAAAAAACCGCUAGACGAAGAUACUCGCGGAACGGAUUAAUUUCGUCUUGCGAGGCACCACUGUAUGCAGAGUAAGUAAACAUGUAAAUGUAAUUCAUUUGCAUUAUUUGUACUGUUCACACAAUUUAUUCUCCCUUUGAACAGAAUUUUAAAUUCUUUAAACAUGGAGGAUACAAAGACAGCUAGAUCAGCAGGGUUUGGGAACCUGUGGCCAACCAGAUGUUGCUAGACUACAGUGGUACCUUGGGUUAAGUACUUAAUUCGUUCUGGAGGUCAGUUCUUGACCUGAAACUGUUCUUAACCUGAAGCACCACUUUAGCUAAUGGGGUCUCCUGCUGCUGCCGCAUGAUUUCUGUUCUCAUCCUGAAGCAAAGUUCUUAAUCCAAGGUACUAAUUCUGGGUUAGCGGAGUCUGUAACCUGAAGCGCAUGUAACCCAAGGUACCACUGUAUAGCUUUCAUCAUCUCAGAUCUUUGCUCAUAUGGCUGGGGCUGAGAAUUGGGCACGUCAGUUUUGCUACUGCUGAUCUAGAGGAAAAGGAGGGCAAGUGUGCUUCUCACAAACUAGCAAGAGAAUCUUCAAGUGCAAGAGUAGCCACUCCUGUAAAUUCUUUCCUCCUUUACUUGUAGAAAGACACCAUGGCAAUUCUCUUAUUGCCUGUACAUAUUGCUUACUUCUCCAGAAGAGAUAACAUACUACUCCAUUUCUUAAUGGGUGCCUUUGUUCUCCUAUAGGAUUGAAGACCGCACCACAUCAUGUGCUGAUGUUGAUGGCUGCAGCAACAGCGAUAAGGAGAUAGAUGCAGCUGAUCAAACCAGCCACUACACUGCUUCCCACUACAGGAAGAAAAAAAGUGGAAUGGGAACUGCAGACUACCUGCACCAGCUCCGCCGGUGAGCAACUGAACCUGAUGGCAACAGUUGUAGUUAAAUGUCACUGUACGGAACAGGAGUAGCCUGAACCCAAAGGGGUUCAUAUGGAAGAUGCACUUCUCUCAUAGUAAAAUGUUUUCAUAUAAUAUCCUCUGUGCUUCACACUGGCAAAAAUGGUGGAGAAACUUGAAACCAACCCUCCUCUUUCAAGCACUACCUGUUCUGGUUCUCAGACCACACCUGGCUAUGACAAAGCACAAACACUACAGACUGAAUGUACCUGGUCAUAUUUAAUAAAGCUUAUUAUACAGUCCCCUCUAUGAAAGCAAGUAGUAAUUGCUUAAAUUGCACCAAUGUCUCUAGUUCAGCACUGUAUUUUGCAUAAUCAGAUGCUCUGAGAAGUCCACAAGGAGGCUGCAUGAAGGUAACAGCUUUCUUGUUGGCUCCCACUCAGUAAUUUGUAUUUGGAGGCAGGCUGCCCCAACUGCAUGAAAACUAUGUGGCACCUUCAUGUAAGUAGCUGGAGGCAGGGCUGUCCCUCACGGGUUUGUCUAGCUGCCUUUUAAUAUCAGCUAGAGUCACAUCUUGAAGUGGAUUUCCUAAUUAUGCCAGUGUGUCAACUGCCUCUUCUAAAUCUGAGGCGAGUCAAGUGUUGGGGUUGAGGAAUGGAUUAUCAAGGGUCUGGGUUUGCACCAAAAGCACCGUCUACAGUGACAGCCUUAGAAAGUCUCACUUUCUGCAAGACUAGCUGUCUUCAUAAGUUCUCUUCGCCCACCUAGUUGUGAGGGUGGUCACUCCAUCCUAUACAAAGAAUAAUCACGGGGCAGGGCAAGUAUAAUGCUCUUUCACUUUGUAGGUGUGAUCAUGUUGACUGGGGAGUAGUUCCCUUACUGCUAUUAUACAGGAGGUCAGUCCUUUGAAAAACUAAGUGUUCGGAAAAGUUAUGAGAUGGAGUGUAGGGACAUACACAGUCCUGAUAAUUCCAAAAGAGAACAGGAACUAAGGCUGCAUUAUGUUUAAAUAGUUUUCUGCCUUUAUGUACUCACAUACCCCUGUUGAACAACCAGAGGUCUGCCCAUUUGGGUGCCUAGCUAUAAUAGCUCUCUCAAGGCAAGAAGGUCUUGUGCACAAUCAGCGUCAUACUUGGUGCAGAAGUUGGGCAACUUGUUUUUUCUUUUAACUGUACAGAUUUUAUAUUACCAAAAUAGAAGUGAAUACUAGCACAUUAAGGCGAUGAAAGGGUAUAUGUUGUGUUAAAUAUCACUUCGAGCCAGGGCCAUCCAAGCUAACAGGAUGAAAUGCAUGAUUAUUUCUCCUAAAGGCUAUAAAAGGAUCAGGAAGGGUUUUUUUGCAGGUGGUAAAGGGGUAGAGAAUAUGUGGUCCUUCAGAUGUUUUUAGACUCUUAACUCCAGUCAGCCCCACUUAGCAUGGCCAGUAACUGAGGAAAGUGGAAUUUAUAGCCUGGAACAUCAGGCAGGCAGGCCACAACUUCCCAACCCCAUGAGUUCAGGACAGCUUCCCAUCCCAUGCUUUGCAAUACAAAAAAGUCAGACACAAGGAAGGACUUUCCAAUGAUGUAUGCAGUGUAAGCUUCACCUAGUGGGGAAUAUUCAUACUGCAGGGGAAGGAGAGAGCAAGUGUGAGCCAUGACACAAUUGCAAGCGGCAGCACUAUUGCAAGGAGGAGAGCAGGGAGAAAAUUCAGUUCCCAUUAACACAAGCAGACAAAAAAAAAAAAAAAACCCACGCAAGAGACUGGCUCUGCAACUGCAGACCUGUUAUGAAGAUACUUGCAUUGAUUUAAAUAUAUUACAUACAUUUCUACAGUGCAUAAGAACGAUACAUUUCAGUUCAGGCUGGCAAAAAGGAAAAGAACCCGUGCCUGGCAUCAAGUACAUCAGCUUCAGCCUGGCACCUCAGGCAUACAGCAGGGAAUUGUCCCCCAAGUGAGAAAGAGGCAGACCCCCCCACAUACAGGGUACCAGGCGACUGCUCUGAACAGCAGAGAAGCUGGACUCAAUGCAAGGCUUCUCCUCGCAGGCCUGGGUGGCAGCCAAAUCAGCAACACCCAAGGAGAAUUCAGGACACUUAUAUGGACAAUUUCAGAGGGAAACUUGAUGCCAGGGAUUUAGCACAGUAGCUUUCAGGAAAGCAGCAUUCACUGUACCAUUCCAUUGCACACGGGGUGUACUGGGCCUCGGUAUGGUAGUGAUCCUAAUGUGAGUGCUUCCCCUUAUGAGGAUGCAAGUGAGGACAUUUCCCCCAUGGCAGCAGGCAACCCCACCCAGAGAACCUCCUCCCCCCUUCCGAUUGUCAAUGCCCAAACGCAGCCCAAGGGAGGAUUCUGCCUCUGGCAGUGGCCUCUUUUCUGCCUCCCGCUCACCCCAGCAUCGGCAGAGAAGAGGCACAGCUAUUACUUCCUCUAGGGAUCAGACUAGAUGGGUGUGAAAUACUAGCCCAAGGCUAACAGUGCUAGGAUAUAGGCAUCCUCUCAGUUGCUCCGGCACUACAUGGAGAACAAGUGUGUUCACUUGGGUUCAAUUAUUUAAAACCAAUGUUAAAAUCUACUAUUUGAGGCAUUUACUCCCUUGCAGAAGGAAGGGAAGGAAGCACAGCAGUUAUACUCUUGCAGGACCUACCUGCUAAUAUUACCCCAGGCAGACAAAAGCUGCACCAACAGACUCUAGUCCGACCCUUAAGUUCUUCUUUCCUCUCUAUCCCAACUUGCAUCCUCCCAGGAGCAGUCGGUGGCAGCUGUGCUCCUUAUGGAUGGCCCCAAGACAUGACUGGUGCCUACAGCACUAGGAGGAGCUCUGUAGGACCACGGAUAACAGAGCAAGCCUAGUGGAGCAGGGUCCUCCCCCUCCGCUGCAGGAUAAAACAGGGUGCAGGGAAGGAGGGAGGAAUAUCAAGGCUGGGAGUUGUACACAGCAGGAGACCUCUAUCCAACUCAGAUCAUCCCCCUUCAUCGCCAGCCUUCCCAGGCAGAGGACCCUGGGGUGUUCUCCACCCAGGUGGACAUUAGAGGGACGGCUUGAAACCAAAGGAUGCUGCAUGCAGGCACCUGCUGGGAGAUGCUGCCAUGCUCAGGCUGGGGAGCGGGCGGGCAUUUCCAGCCCGCAGCAAGGGGGGUGGGGAGCAGUCAGGUCUAAGGAAGGGCCUCCCUUCCUGCUGGGAAUGUGCAGAGUUGAGGCUGGCUGGUAGCGCCUGCUUACAUCUCCCACCGGCAGCAGCACAGCAGCCUCAGUCUGGAGGAUUGGCUGCCCGCUGUCAAGUGAUAACGGGUUCCUCGAUGAGUCGCAGAGACCUCUGCUACCACCAGGAAAAGAAGGGCUUGCGGCUCUGGAAGCUUUGCGUGUACGACUCACUGGCAGAGCGCUGGUGGGAGCGAGCUGUCUCUACAAUUACAGGGGGCAUCUGGACCAGGUGAAGGGGGCUCUUCCCAUCUUUCAAGGCCUGGGUCAAAUUCAGGAUCU
Podarcis lilfordi (Lilford's wall lizard) is the source of this 8087-nucleotide messenger RNA. The record is from the annotation of a GenBank genome assembly. Lineage: Eukaryota; Metazoa; Chordata; Lepidosauria; Squamata; Lacertidae.